ACCCGUUCCGUUCCGUCGCGUUUGUGUCGCAAGCGGGCCGCGCUCGAAAUUUAAAUUUAGUAUUUUGAGUGACUAACCAAAACAUAUAGGACCUUCUUUUUGUUGCAUGAAUAUUAUUCGAGAGAAUUUUAUCAACAGGAUUAAUAUUAAUUGGUAUGCGACUGUCAAAAUACGAUUAAUUAAAAAAGUUGAAACAGCGUGAAAUAUCCGAUAAGGGUUGAAAGAUUUUAAGCUGUUAUUCCGUAAUUAAUUAUUGUAUUGUGGUGCUUCGAGCUAUUUAAUUGUUUCAUUAAAUAUUUAUUUCCAAUUGUCCGGAAUGAAAAUGAGUGACUGAAAUAAGAGAAGAAAAAUAAGUGCAGUGAUUAAAAUAGUUUUUCACGUGUGAUGUUAAUGAAAAACAAUGUGAUUCGUGUUAAAAUGCAAUGGGCUGGUGGAGGGAGGAACUCGUCGAUCAUUAACUGCAUACAGGGGAUAAUGAAAUCGGUUACAUGUCUCUAAAGGACGUCAAAGGCUCGAAGAUGUCGGCAGCGGGGUCAGCGGUGGCAAUGAUCGGCGCUAAUUUGCGCUUCGGUUCAGCUGGCGCUACGAAUUCUUCGAUCGUGAACAACACCAGACACUGUCCGCCAGGUGGGGCGGCCAGUGCGGCUGCUUUGCUAGCGUUGUCCGGACUUGGCAUUUCAGCGAAUAUAGCGCUCAUGGCCGUUAUACUCAGCAAAAAGCAAUUGCGAAGGUGGUCACACGGUCUCCUUUUCCACCAAGCGAUCGUAGACUGCGCACGCGCAGCCAUACUGCUGCCCCUCGGUAUCGCCGUAUUUCGCUGCCAGCCAGUCUACAAGUGCUCGUUAGUGGAAACAGCAUUUCUAUUACUUGUAACAGUAUCCACAGUAAAUAUGCUGACGACGGUCCUCAACGACAGCCCCAUUUUUCCUGAAAACGAGGAAGAGCAAGCUGAUUUAUCGGCUCCCUUGCUAAUGGACAGUCCUCAGUGUGUCCUUUUCGGCACAUUUAUGAUAUGGUUUGCGUCAAUUACUAUAAACCUUGGACCAACAUUCUUAUCUGGAGCAUUGGCAGCGAGCGCCGGCUCUUACGGGUCUUACGGUCCAUCGCCGUCCUGCCCCUUAGUUCGAGGGCCUUUCAGACAUUACGUCCUAAAUGCCCUAUGGAUUGGCGUUAACACCGUUUGCGUUGGAUUGACACUAUUCCAUUUACGGAAACUCCACCGAGACCUCACUAAGGCUAACGUAGAAGCCGUACGAGUAGCUGGUCUAGUAACCACGCUCGUCAGCAUGGCUGGAGACAACAGGCGCAUGGAUUCACUUCCAAACAGCGUUGGACCGAGGACAGUAGAUGGGGCUUUGGCUGAUGGUCAAUGCCGACCCACUGGGAGUGCCAAUUUACCUCUUGGAGGUGGUCGGAGGCUUAGAGGGUAUCUCGCUAGAGUAGAGCGUGAAGGGGUCCGACGUGUGCGAAUGUUCCUAGUUAUCACCGCUGCAUACGUCCUCUUUUGGGGACCACUAUUUAUAAUAACCUUGCUGCACCACCCGGCAUUGACAUCGCACGUAGCAUACGAGCUAUAUUUCCAAAUAACACUGCACAUAUCGUACGUGCACGCAGCGGUCAAUCCUCUGCUGUUCUUAGCGCUUCACCGCGCUUUGCGCCGCGCGGCACUUCAGCUGUGCUGUGGAUGUUGCGUGCAUUGGAGCCAGUUUGUACUCGCUCUUACUGCGGCCGCCCAGUCUCCUCUCGCGCCGUCGUCUUUCUCGCCGGCGGCGGCGUCCCCUGAGCCGCCGCCCGCUCCGCCCCCACCUAUGGCACCGCCCGCUCCGCCCCCGCACUCCGUGCCCGCGCCACACACGAUGAUGAGUUGGGAGGUUGAGGAGUGUGAUGCUGAGAGUAUGUCGAGUGCGCGUGUGCAGGGAGACGAGGAUAUGAUGGAGUCGUGGAGCGGCAGUGUGCGGCGGCCUCGCUCCCCGAGCCCGCUCCUGCCCGCCAUAUGAAGCGCCCGCGCCGCGGUCGACUCCCGCGACUCGCGGCAGUUGCCACACGUAUCCGCCUGCCUGCUACCUUCCGUGCCGUAUUAAUAUCAGAUGGAGCCAUCGUCUCGUAGAAGUAGCACGGAUUCUUGUGUCCUCCUAAUGUAUCCGUUUAGUGUGUAACACUUUCUUAUGAAUGUUUGUAAUUAAUAGUAAAAUAAAUGUCUAGUAACAAUAACCAAUUAAGAUACUAAUACCAAUCUAAUUAAAUUCAUUACAUGAUCGGAUGAUCCUGUUUGUACUAGAUAGGUUUAAAGGUGAUUAGAUACGGAAAGCUCAAUUCUAAACAAUUAAUUCGUAGCAAUAAACAUUGUAUUGACCACAGAUUAAAUAAUCAUAAAUAGACAUUACCAUAAACAUAAACAUAUUUUUGUGACAUUAAUAUAACGUAUUACCAUAACGCAUAACACCAAGUAAAGGGUAAACCCAUUAGUUCGUGUAAGUAACAAUAAGUCUUAGAUUCAAUAAC
This is a messenger RNA of Vanessa atalanta (red admiral), 2502 nucleotides long. RefSeq lists its product as uncharacterized. Gene Ontology annotation, cellular component: membrane. Gene Ontology annotation, molecular function: peptide binding; G protein-coupled receptor activity. The coding region runs from base 489 to 1997 and encodes 502 amino acids. Gene Ontology annotation, biological process: G protein-coupled receptor signaling pathway. The record is from RefSeq and is a predicted model, not a curated record. The transcript has 11 exons. Lineage: Eukaryota; Metazoa; Arthropoda; Insecta; Lepidoptera; Nymphalidae.